Capra hircus (goat) is the source of this 8638-nucleotide messenger RNA. RefSeq names its product KIAA0368 ortholog (gene ECPAS). Gene Ontology annotation, biological process: proteasome assembly. Gene Ontology annotation, cellular component: nucleus; cytoplasm. The record is from RefSeq and is a predicted model, not a curated record. Lineage: Eukaryota; Metazoa; Chordata; Mammalia; Artiodactyla; Bovidae. Gene Ontology annotation, molecular function: molecular adaptor activity. The transcript has 49 exons. Bases 31 to 5571 code for a protein of 1846 amino acids.
UCCGGCCCCUCCCUCCCUCCCCGGCGCAACAUGGCUGCGGCCGCCGCCUCCGCCUCCCAGGACGAGCUGAAUCAGCUUGAACGAGUCUUUUUACGACUUGGACAUGCUGAAACAGAUGAGCAGUUACAGAAUAUCAUAUCUAAAUUCCUUCCUCCUGUUUUGCUCAAGCUGUCCAGCACCCAAGAAGGCGUGCGCAAAAAGGUGAUGGAACUGUUGGUCCACCUGAACAAGCGCAUAAAAAGCCGCCCCAAGAUACAGCUCCCAGUAGAGACGCUACUGGUCCAGUACCAGGACCCUGCUGCGGUCUCCUUUGUCACAAAUUUUACUAUAAUUUAUGUUAAGAUGGGCUAUCCUCGGCUACCGGUGGAGAAACAGUGUGAGCUGGCUCCUACGCUUCUUACUGCCAUGGAAGGCAAGCCUCAGCCCCAGCAGGACAGCUUAAUGCAUCUUUUAAUACCAACCCUUUUUCACAUGAAAUACCCUGUUGAAUCAUCAAAAUCAGCUUCUCCGUUUAAUCUUGCUGAGAAACCAAAGACUGUGCAGCUGCUUUUGGACUUCAUGCUGGAUGUCCUUUUGAUGCCUUAUGGAUAUGUGUUAAAUGAAUCCCAGAGUCGCCAAAAUUCAUCUUCAGCACAGGGUUCUUCUUCAAAUAGUGGGGGAGGUUCUGGAAUCCCACAGCCUCCCCCAGGAAUGAGCUUUUAUGCAGCUAAACGAGUUAUUGGAGAUAACCCAUGGACACCUGAACAGUUGGAACAGUGCAAAUUGAGUAUAGUGAAAUUCAUAGAAGCUGAGCAGGUGCCUGAGCUUGAAGCUGUUCUCCACCUGGUGAUUGCUUCUAGUGACACACGCCACAGUGUAGCCACCGCAGCAGACCUAGAGUUGAAAAGCAAGCAAAGCUUGAUUGACUGGAAUAAUCCUGCCAUCAUUAAUAAGAUGUACAAGGUAUACCUUGGAGAUAUACCACUGAAAACAAAAGAGGGAGCAGUUCUGAAGCCAGAGCUGAAAAGGGACCCAGUCAGCACAAGGGUCAAGUUAAAGAUUGUCCCCCACCUUCUUCGUUCUAGACAAGCUGCCGAAACGUUCCCAGCUAACAUUCAGGUGGUGUAUGAUGGACUCUUUGGUACAAAUACAAAUUCAAAAUUAAGAACAUUAUCCCUGCAAUUUGUGCAUCACAUUUGUGUAACCUGUCCAGAAAUCAAGAUUAAGCCAUUAGGUCCAAUGCUUUUGAAUGGUCUCACCAAGCUAAUCAAUGAAUAUAAAGAAGACCCUAAGCUACUGUCUAUGGCAUAUUCAGCUGUUGGAAAACUCUCCAGUCGAAUGCCACAUUUAUUCACUAAGGAUAUAGCUCUCGUGCAGCAGCUCUUUGAAGCCCUGUGUAAGGAAGAGCCCGAGACGCGACUCGCUAUUCAAGAGGCAUUAUCCAUGAUGGUUGGAGCUUACAGUACGUUGGAAGGCGCACAGCGCACUCUCAUGGAGGCACUUGUGGCCUCGUAUUUAAUAAAGCCUGAAGUUCAAGUUCGACAAGUGGCUGUGAAAUUUGCCAGCACGGUGUUUCCCUCAGACCAUAUUCCUUCCAGAUACUUGCUCUUGUUAGCCGCAGGAGACCCGCGGGAAGAAGUUCAUGGAGAGGCGCAGCGAGUUUUAAGGUGUCUUCCUGGUAGGAACAGGAAAGACGGUGCUUCUAAGCAGAUGCCGUCUUUCCCAGAAAUGGUGUACUAUAUCCAAGAAAAGGCUUCCCAUCGAAUGAAAACGCCAGCCAAGUACAUGACUGGGACCACUGUCCUUCCAUUUAACCCAGCAGCGUUUGGAGAGAUUGUCCUGUACUUGCGCAUGUGCCUGGCUCACAGCGCGGGGGUGGUGCCUACCUCUCAGAGUUUAGCUGAUAUGCAAGACCACGCCCCAGCCAUUGGACACUACAUACGGACUUUAAUGUCAGGCAGCCAGGCGGCACCUUCCUCCUCAUCUUCCAAGAGUGGGGAAACCAACCCUGUGCAGAUCUACAUCGGCCUGCUUCAGCAGCUGUUAGCAGGUGUCGGAGGUUUGCCAGUCAUGUACUGUCUAUUGGAGGCUGUCUCAGUGUAUCCAGAAAAGUUGGCCACCAAAUUUGUAGACAAAACUGAAUGGAUAAAGAGUCUCAUGAAUAGCAGUAAAGAAGAGAUGCGUGAACUGGCAGCCUUGUUUUAUUCCGUGGUGGUAUCUACAGUGUCGGGAAAUGAGCUGAAGUCAAUGAUAGAACAGCUGAUAAAGACUACGAAAGACAAUCACAGCCCGGAGAUACAGCACGGAUCCUUGCUUGCACUGGGAUUCACAGUAGGAAGAUACUUGGCUAAGAAGAAAAUGAAAAUGGCAGAGCAGCCAAACUUGGAGACACAUGCUGAUUUCCUGCCUGAACAAGAGGAGCUCAUUCAGAGUGCCACAGAAACAAUCGGCUCAUUUUUGGAUAGCACCUCCCCUCUCUUGGCGAUUGCUGCUUGUACAGCCCUGGGGGAAAUUGGCAGAAAUGGUCCCCUCCCAAUCCCCAGUGAGGGAUCAGGCUUUACCAAGCUGCAUCUUGUGGAGAGCCUGCUAAACAGAAUACCCUCCAGUAAAGAAACAAAUAAGAUGAAAGAAAGAGCUAUCCAAACACUGGGGUAUUUUCCAGUUGGGGAUGGAGAUUUUCCUCACCAGAAGCUCCUCUUGCAAGGUCUGAUGGAUUCUGUGGAGGCCAAGCAAAUAGAACUUCAGUUCACCAUCGGUGAGGCCAUCACCAGUGCUGCGAUAGGAACUGGUUCUGUGGCCGCCCGGGACGCCUGGCUGGUAACCGAGGAGGAGUACACGCCCCCCGCCGGAGCCAAAGUUAAUGAUGUGGUCCCCUGGGUGCUGGAUGUGAUUUUAAAUAAACACAUCAUCAGUCCCAACCCACAUGUGAGACAAGCAGCGUGCAUCUGGCUCCUUUCCCUUGUGAGGAAGCUAAGUACCCAUAAUGAAGUGAAGUCUCAUCUUAAAGAAAUUCAGAGUGCAUUUGUUUCUGUUCUGUCAGAAAAUGAUGAACUGAGCCAGGAUGUUGCCUCAAAAGGCCUUGGGUUGGUGUAUGAAUUGGGCAAUGAACAAGAUCAGCAGGAAUUGGUUUCUACUCUUGUAGAAACACUGAUGACUGGCAAAAGAGCUAAACAUGAAGUUUCCGGAGAGACAGUGGUGUUUCAGGGAGGAAGCCUUGGCAAAACCCCCGACGGCCAGGGCCUCUCUACUUACAAGGAGCUCUGUUCUCUGGCAAGUGAUCUUAGUCAGCCGGAUCUGGUGUAUAAAUUUAUGAACCUAGCCAACCAUCAUGCAAUGUGGAACUCUAGGAAGGGUGCUGCUUUUGGUUUUAAUGUAAUUGCUACCAGAGCUGGAGAACAGCUGGCUCCUUUCCUGCCUCAGCUAGUUCCGCGUCUUUAUCGUUACCAGUUUGACCCCAACCUUGGCAUUCGACAGGCCAUGACAAGCAUUUGGAAUGCACUGGUCACUGACAAGUCAAUGGUGGAUAAAUAUUUGAAGGAAAUUCUUCAAGAUUUGGUUAAGAAUCUAACCAGCAAUAUGUGGCGAGUUCGAGAAUCCAGCUGCUUAGCUCUGAAUGAUUUAUUAAGAGGAAGACCCCUAGAUGACAUCAUUGAUAAACUUCCAGAAAUUUGGGAAACCCUCUUUAGAGUGCAAGAUGAUAUAAAGGAAUCUGUACGAAAAGCAGCAGAACUAGCUCUGAAAACUCUAAGCAAGGUCUGUGUGAAAAUGUGUGACCCUGCCAAAGGAGCAGCUGGCCAGAGAACCAUUGCUGUCCUCCUGCCCUGCCUGCUGGACAAAGGAAUGAUGAGUCCUGUGACCGAAGUUCGAGCCCUCAGUAUCAACACCCUGGUGAAGAUCAGCAAAAGCGCAGGAGCCAUGCUGAAGCCACAUGCGCCAAAACUCAUCCCAGCCCUGCUGGAGUCCCUGAGUGUACUGGAGCCCCAGGUUCUCAAUUAUUUGAGCCUCCGGGCUACAGACCAAGAAAAGGCUGCAAUGGAUAGCGCCCGACUCAGUGCUGCCAAAUCCUCUCCCAUGAUGGAAACAAUCAACAUGUGCCUGCAAUAUCUUGAUGUAUCAGUGCUGGGUGAGCUAGUUCCUAGAUUAUGUGAACUUAUCAGAAGUGGUGUAGGUCUUGGAACCAAGGGAGGCUGCGCCAGUGUCAUCGUAUCAUUAACUACUCAGUGUCCCCAGGACCUAACACCUUACUCAGGUAAACUCAUGAGUGCUUUGCUUAGUGGCCUGACUGAUCGGAAUAGUGUAAUUCAGAAAUCCUGUGCAUUUGCCAUGGGCCAUUUAGUUCGGACCUCACGGGAUAGCAGCACUGAGAAACUCCUGCAGAAGCUCAAUGGCUGGUAUAUGGAGAAAGAAGAACCCGUCUACAAGACCUCUUGUGCUCUGACUAUUCAUGCUAUUGGACGAUACAGCCCCGAUGUACUGAAGAACCAUGCCAAAGAAGUUCUGCCUUUGGCAUUCCUAGGCAUGCAUGAAAUUGCUGAUGAGGAGAAAGCAGAAAAAGAAGAAUGUAACUUAUGGACUGAAGUGUGGCAGGAGAAUGUCCCUGGUUCCUUUGGCGGCAUUCGGUUAUACCUGCAGGAGUUGAUUACCAUUACCCAGAAGGCUUUACAGUCUCAGUCCUGGAAAAUGAAAGCGCAGGGUGCAAUUGCCAUGGCGUCAAUUGCAAAGCAAACCAGCUCCCUGGUGCCUCCGUAUCUGGGAAUGAUACUGACCGCGUUACUACAAGGCCUAGCUGGAAGAACAUGGGCAGGAAAGGAAGAACUUUUGAAAGCCAUUGCCUGUGUGGUGACAGCUUGCAGUGCAGAGCUGGAGAAGCCUGUGCCCGGUCAGCCCAGCACAAAUGAAAUCCUGCAGGCUGUUCUGAAGGAGUGUGGCAGAGAGAACCCCAAGUACAAGAUUGUAGCAAUCAGUUGUGCAGGGGAUGUCUUAAAGGCCACCAAAGAAGACAGAUUCCAGGAGUUUGCCGACAUUGUCAUACCUCUCAUCAAGAAGAACUCACCUGAAAGCAUUGGAGUACGGACAACCAAAAAUGAAGAUGAGAAUGAGAAGGAAAAGGAGCUCCAGCUGGAAUCUCUGCUGGGAGCCUUUGAGAGCCUGGGCAAAGCCUGGCCCCGAAGUGCGGAGACCCAGCGUUGUUAUCGUCAGGAGUUGUGCAAACUGAUGUGUGAACGGCUGAAGCUCAGCACAUGGAAAGUGCAGCUGGGAGUCCUACAGGCAAUGAAUGCCUUUUUUCAGGGAUUAAUGCUUUUAGAAGAAGAACAUGCAGAUCCUGAGGCUCUGGCUGAAAUUCUCCUUGAAACUUGUAAAUCAAUCACAUAUUCUUUAGAAAAUAAGACCUACUCAUCUGUGAGAACAGAAGCUUUAUCUGUGAUAGAAUUGCUGCUUAAAAAACUUGAAGAAUCGAAACAGUGGGAAAGUUUGACUCCUGAGUGCAGAGUGGUCCUGAUUGAGUCUUUAGGAACUAUGGAGACAGACAGCAGACCUGAGCUGCAGGAGAAAGCAUCGUUACUGAAGAAAACACUUGAAAAUCUGGAAUAAAUUAGAAGGGGGAGAAACAAAACAAGUGCCAUGUUCAUUGGGGUUUGAAACGGUGGUGUUCUUUGAAAAACCAAGUGGGGAAAAGUAAAGAUUAAUCUGUAGCAUGCAUCAUUCCUUGGCUGAAAUAAAAAAAAAAAUGCCUUAAAUUUUGUUCCUUAUUAGCUUUAUUUUACUCGAUGUUUUAAAAGUAUCUGGACUGGAUAAGCUAAAUGGAACCUUGGAUGAUAUUUGAGAGGUGGUUGUAGGUGAAAAUGACAGAAAUAGCUGUUGAAAGAAUUAGAGCUGUUAUUAAAAGAAUAGACAAAGUUACAGCGGGAACCUGCAUAAAAAUCUUAGAACUGCAUCCAAAUUUUACAAAGUCCUUUCAGGAAGAGGGGCUGUGUAAAUCGCUUAGUUUAACCCCCUUCUGUAACCUGAAGAAAUAGGCUAUGAGAUGAUGUAGUUUCCGUUCGGAGGCCUGUGCCGAGGCUGGAACCUGCAUGUUUGUUGACCUACCCAGGACACUUUUCUUUUACACCCUGCUGCCAAUCAGUGCUAACCUUGAUCUACCUGAGAAAUUCCCAAGAUGAGAAGGUACAGUCGUCCUGGCACCAGAACUGAACUGACCCAUUAUGUAAGCACUCUCGGAUUCUUGAAGUUCAGAAGCUGAACGUUUUGUCUUAUCAUUUGUUUAGAUGGUUGGCUUUUAGAAUGGUUAUUUACCAACCUUAUAGAUGGAGAGGGAGGGGAAAUUCAGUUUUUAUGUGAUAAUCGUCCUCCUUUUACAAGCAGAUGAAGGUAGAUUAGGACAAAAAUGUUCAUUCUGUCGUGUGUAUUUUGCAAAAACUCCAACCAAUCGUAACGGUAGAUCAUUUAAUCCAAACUGUAAAGGCAAAUUAAAAUUUUCUACCCACUUUUAUGCUAACAAUAUGACUGUGGGACAGAAAGAGAACCAUUUUAAUUAGCCAUCUGGGAAUAACAUGGUAUCAUUCAAAGUAAUUGCAGCUAGGGAGUCUUUCCUUACACUGCUCAUACUCCUGCCCAGGGAUGUCAGGUAAGGGGGAAAGAAGUUUAAAUAAGUGUUUAUCAAGGUGAAUGGAGAACCCUCUAGCUCACCUUGGAUUCCAAGCACAAAAUUGACUUUCACUCAAUUCUGACCCCUUACUGAUGUUAACAGCAGGGUGGAAAUUCCAUGUUGUUAAUUUUGGGGGCCUCUGUUAACCGAAGUGGGGCUUCCCACGUGGCGCUUAUGGUAAAGAAUCCAUCUGCCAAUGCAGGAGAUGCUAGAGACAUGGGUUCGAUCCCUGGGCUGGGAAGAUCCCCUGGAGUAGGAAAUGAAUUUUCUUGACUGUGACCCAUAGUCAAAGUAACUUUUUACAUCAUGACUCAGAACUCUGUGUGUUUGUAUGUGUGUGUGAGAGACAGAGAUAGAGGAUGAAUAGAAAAUCUUUAACUUAAAUAAAAUGUUUUGUGAAAUGAUAUACUCUUUAAGUGUGAUCUGCUUUGAUCCCUUCCCACCAGCUCCCCACCACCAUUCUGAAUGCCCUUCAGACCCACUAAAUUCAUUUUCUGACUCAUAAGUGGGUUAUUUAUAGUUUGAAAAACACUGCCCUAGAUAGUACCUAAGCCUAGCUGUAUAUGCUAUGUUUUGGGGUUGCUUCUGAUUGGAAAAGGAGUUUACAAAUGAAAAUUUAAGUGUUUAUUACCAAAAUAUCCUCCUAGCUGAUACUAAAUAUAAUUGUGAGUUUUGGCAGCGUCAUGAAUUUUAAGUAAACUAUCGUGGAUUUCCACUUGAGAGUGGUGUGUGUUUGGGGAAGGAAAAAUAAACCCCAUUUUUUAGAAAGCUUAUGUCCUCAUGGGACUUGGUGUUUUUCAGAUCAGUAUUACCCCUUCCACUAAGUGCCCUCUGACUUUAAUUUUCAGUACCUGGGAUCCUCUUCCUAGGCAAGAAUGCAGUGUAGGUCAGGUAGUAUCAGAAAGUAAGAGUGUAAGGGCAAGAAUUGUGCUCUUGGCUCGUAUCAAGUUUAAAACCUCAUCAGAUUUUAUGCUUUUUAAACUUUUUGUUACUCAAUAAUGGGAAUUUCCCAUGGUGCUGAGAGAGGUGCUAAGAUACUUGAACCUUAGUGCUUAGUGCUAUUGAAUUAAUUUGUUUUCGUUUUCUAAGCACAUUUCUAAGUUUUACACUUUGCCUUCAUCUUGACCAGCCGAGUCAUUUGCACAGCUAGUCACGUUAUUCAUGGUCUCCCGAUGCAGCUUGUGUGCAUAUGCACACACAAAUUUAUUUAAAAGAGUUAAAAACAGAGUUUGUAAUUGUGGAAUAGUGAUACUGGUGAACAAAUGGCAAAAGGACCUGUGAACAUCUGUAUCUUUGGCCUUCACUUUCCAAAUCUAUCUGAAACAGAUCUUUAUUAUUUUUUCCCUAGGAACAUUCAGUGCUACUCAUCACAUAAGCAACUGAUUUAGAGGGUCUACUGAAUUCCUUAUUCCUGGAAUACAUAUCGUCACAAAUUUAAUUGGUAAUGUGAAAAGGAGGUACCUGAGAUUUGGCAAUUGGAAAUCAAAACAAAGUAUAAAACUGUCUUUUUGGUGAUAAAGAGCAGCCAUUUCUUUAAUGUUUGUGUCCAAUUUACAAUUGCCAGUGUGUCUGCCUGUAAUACAGCAUACCUGCACAAUAAAAACCGAGUGCCACCGAAUCCCCGUUGCUUUACCCUCCCAUCCUUUACUUGUGUAUUCACUGAUGAGAAAAGCAAAGAAAAAAAGAUGUGACUGUCGGUCUGUGCUCUAGUAGCAAUUGCACUGUGUAGAACACUGUCUGCCCAUUGGGGGAGGUUCCUAUCUGCUGCUGCCACAAUAUAUUCAUGCUGCUUGUGAAGUACAGGGAGUUGUUUUGACACUGGCACCCACUGUAAUGUACAAACUGUUGUUAAUGGAUGUAUAUGUAACAGAUUUUUGUAUUUUAUAUGCAAAGUCUUCAUAGAAUCCUCUGCAAUAUGUACUGAGCUAGCGAAGCAUGUGAUAGUCUUGAAAGGAAAAUCCUUCUGAUGCCCAAGGAGAUAUUAAGUGGUAAAUAAAAGCUGCAUGAUCAGUU